AUUAAUAUACGGUCGAGAAAGAAGGAAAGUGCGUGUCAACAGUAGCAGUCGCCCGCUGAAAGACACGCACGAUCGGACGGCGCAUUUAAAUUCCCCUUUAUCCGAAAAUUUGGGUUUCAAAGUCCUCGAGAUACGAGCCGCGCGUUCUCGUCAGUUAUAACUGUGUGUUCCGCUUUCGUUUGGCUAAACGUACCUCCUUCGAGUCCAGUUUUACAAGAAUAAAAAGUGAGCGAAUAAAAGUGAUUUCGAUCUCGAGGGCGCGAGAGCGACGUCUCGUCGCAGUUUGGGUCUCCUUUUUUGCAGGAUUCUCGCCAGCCAAAAGCUGCGAUCCGCCACAGCGAACGACAGAACUCUGAAGUCAAGGCGACCAGACGAGGAAAACUGACGUGCAAGCGAGAGUAAUCAGGUCGCAGCCAUGAAAACCGCGCUCACGCUGCAGCAAUUUAAAAAAUGCAUCAUCUCAUUUAUAGUGGGCAUCGCAUGCAGUACCUUGGCCUACGUAAUUUACGUCGUCGAUCCCGUGAGAGUGAUAAUGGAAUACAAUAUGCAGAUGAGACCGAACUCGUUUAUCUUCACGCUGUGGAAAAAACCACCUCUUGAUGUUUACAUAAACGUGUAUGUAUUUAACCUUACCAACCCGGUGGAGUUUUUAAACGGCAAAGAAAAGUUGAAAAUUCAAGAGAUCGGGCCGUAUGUCUAUCAAGAAAUCCUCGAGAAUAUUAACAUCACGUUUAACGACAAUGGCACUCUAACUUUCAUGCCGAAUCGAAAGAUAGUCUUCAUUCCUGAAAUGUCAAUUAGUGAUCCGAUAGAGGACUUCGUUCAUGUCCCGAAUGUACCUUUGCUGGGUAUCUCAUCCACUCUGCAUGAUGCCGGAUUUCUGGUGAACUACCCGUUGACACGACUGGCGAACAUGUUAGACUCGAAACCUAUCCUUAACAUUUCGGUUUACGAUUAUUUGUGGGGUUACGAGGAUACAAUGGUAACACUGGCUAGCGGCAUCUUGCCGAACUUCAUCAACUUUAAGAAAUUUGGCCUUAUGGACAGGAUGUACGACGAAGGGGAGAACAUUGUGACGAUGCACGUGCAGAAGAAUGUCGACAUGAAGAAUGAGAAAGGCAGAUACUUCAGCAUCGACAAGUACAACGGCAGUCCCGGAUUGGCGCAAUGGGGAUAUAUCGACACGGAAGACAAUAAGACGCGAGAAAAAAAUACGGUCUGCAACACGCUUCAAGGCGCCACGGAAUCCUUGUUAUUUCCGCCGAAUCUGGACAAAAGUGCCGUUUUCAGACUCUUUAGGAAAGCGUUUUGCCGACCGCUGCCGAUCAUAUUCAGGAAAGAAGUCGAGACGUACGGUCUGUCGGGGUAUUACUAUACUCUCAAGGAUGACUUCGCCGAUCCGGCCGAGUUGAAUCCGGAUAACAAAUGUUACUGCCGUAACAAUAUCUGUUUGAAGAAAGGACUGAUGGAUUUAACGCCGUGUUAUUACAAAAUUCCGGCGGCAGUAUCGCUUCCUCAUUUCCUUAACGCCGAUCCGAGCCUGCUGGAAGACAUAGAUGGCCUUAGUCCGAGCAUGGAAAAGCACAAGUCAUACUUAAUAGUGCAACCGACACUCGGUAUACCUCUGUACGCGCACUCGAGGAUGCAGACGAACCUGGUAAUGCAGCACACACGUUACAACUCCAAGAUCACACCUUUCAAUGGCAAGGUGAUACCAUUGUUCUGGUUCGACGUGUCUUUCACAAAAAUGCCGACUUCUCUAUUGAUCAUAAUCAAAUUGGUGGUGCAAAUACUACCGAUCGCGCAGAUUAUGUUGACAUGUCUACUCGGUAUCGUCGGGGUGACGGCGAUAGCAUGGUCGCUCGGUAACACUUUAAAGCUCAUCAAGGAACAACGGCAAAAACAACAGGAAGUGCCGGGUCACGUCGAGUCCGACAUAAAAAUGCCUUUGUACAACGGCCAACACGCUUCGAUCUCUAUUCUACCAACGAUCAGCAAGAUCACAUCGACGACAGAUCUAUUUAGUUAACUCGGCAUCGGUAGCGCACACAUUUUACGCACACGCAUAGUUCAAUAUCAACGAAAUACGGAAGAUCACCGAGAUGUCCCGAUUUUUUUUUCACUACCUGCGAUUGACGCGCGUCCCAAGACGGUUAGAAGUUCGGAAGCGAAAUCCCCCAUAUUUAAUUGCGAUUAUCUUCUGUAAUCCGCACGAUCGCACGACGGAGUGCACUGUGCAUCGUCGGCACAGAUGGCGAGAGAAGAAUUUAGACAAUGAUCUUUUCAACUCAUUUUCCAAGAAAAUUGCCUUAUAUGUAAUUUCUCGGCCAACUAUGAUGUUUCCUACGCCACUGCUUUAGAAGCAUUUUCAUUUAUAUUAAAAUGAGUUCAAAAUACGGGCCAAUAUAUAUAUGCAAUUACACACAAUUUACACAUAAAUACGUAUGUAUGCUUCAUUUUCAAGAUAUUUUCUAAUAUUAUGUUUUUAAGGGGGAGGGGAGGCAAAGGUUUUCUAUUUUGAAUGGCUAUCUUGAAGACUAUUUUUAUGAAUAUUUUCCUCAGGAAUGAGAACACGUAGGAUAACAGCAUUUACAAUAGUUUACAUUUACAGUAAUACUGUAUACGCUUACUUAUUUAUGUUUUAACUUUAACAAAUUUAAUUGUUAAGAUGUUUGGAUAGCAUAUUGUGUGGAUAUUAAUUAUUGAAUGUAGCACGUUGAAGAAGCUCGCUUGCACCGUCGUUACGCGGCUUCGCCGCUUCUAUUGAUCUGAAACAAACGAAUCUAGAAUGAUUUUAAUCUGUACAAAUGUGGCUACUGUCCCAAUCACAGUUAACAGUAUAGCUCAAUGUUUAACGAAAUGGCGAUCAUUCAAAUAUUAAUACCGAAUUUCAUUAUUUUUUCGACGUUUCCGAGUUGCGAAAAAAAAAAUUGGAGAAGAUAUAUUAUUAUAUAAGAAUAACAUCUUAUAAGAGGGACCAAUUUCGGCAUUAAACGAGCACUUAGAGAGCGCCUACAAUUUUUAUCUAUCUCGUGUACCGAGUUCUUUGAAUUUAUAAAAUACCAAAGAGUUCGAAUUUCGGCAAAUCGCUUUAGGGAAACUAUAUUCAUAAGACUAUUAGAAUUGAAAAUAUAUAAGGAACAAAAAUCGAUUUUUUUGACCCGUUAAAGUAGAAGAGCUUCUUAAGUUCACCACUUGGAAAUUGUAGACGAGCUCUCGGACAUUUUUAUCGAGAAAUGCGAUCUUCCGUUUAACUUUAAACUUAUCGCUCAAUAGAAAGAUUUUCUCUAACAAUUUUAUGGUGAACAUAUUAUUUAGAUUAAUUAAGGGCUGACAAUUUAAUUUUGUACGAGAAAUAAGCGGUAAUUAUUUAGUUUAUAUAUUUUAGUUUAUGUAUUUAGAUUAUCUGGCAAUCGUAAAUUGUCGGUUUCACGAGAAAGAGAGAAAGAGGAAUGUUGCAUUUUUAUCGUUAUUAAGUUAAAAUAUGUAGUUUAUGAGUACGCGGAACUAACAUAAUUCCUUAGUUAUGACGGCUCAAAUAUACAUACUGAAUAAUAUUAGGCUCUCGAGCGAUCUACUAUCAAAUGAAAACAUAGAAAGAAUCUAUAAUCAAGUGAAAACAUAUAAGAGCCGAAUGCAGGAUGUUGGUACGAAUAAACUUAUAUUGGAGGAUAAUAUGUUUGACGGUGUUAUCACACGAGCUGACGGAUUUUCAAUGUACGCGGAGAAUCUCCUUUCUACAUCAAGUCAAAUCCGUAUCCCAAUUAUUUAAGGGAGAUUAUUGCGAAGGAAAUUCCCCGCGUAAAACGUUAAAAGUCUGACAAAUUCCUCAGCGCGUGCGAUAUUACUUUAUAGAUUUCUUUCUAUGUUUUGAAAUAUACAUAUUUAGUUUACUUUAUUUUUACGUAAAAUUACUGAGAUAUUAUUACUAAUAAUGUAGAUUGUUACCUUCUGCGUAAAUUUACUUUAUAGCACGAGAGAGAAAUAAAUAUUAGUUUUAAUAUAUUUUUAUGUAAUUAAAGUAAUAUACAUAAAUUAAAAAUAUUUCUCGAAUCGAAUCUCACAAAAAUAGAAUUCCUUCUGCCGCAAUGAUUAAUAUGCAGCAUUCAGAUUUAACACUUUGCGGGCCGCGCAUUUAUCGAAGCGCCGUUACGCUGCCGCCGGCGAGAUUCACGCAGGUUCUACUGUUCGCCAACGGUGAUAUUUACGCAAUUUUUCGAUACAUAAGUAGUUGGUAUAUAAUUAUUAAUAAAGAAGGCACUAAAAUAACUGUUACACUAUUUUUAUUCCAAUUAUAUUGGUAUUGGCAUUUUGAGGGAUAUCUAACGUAAGUUUCCUAUAUCUGAAGGUAGCGAAAGACAACCUCAAACUGACAAAACAAGCGUCUGCGAAAAAAGAUUUUAAUAAUAGACAGUCUGUUGAAUUGGGAGAGGAAAACAGUUGAAAACAAUGUUUCCUGAUCGUCAAACCAUCACGCCAGCGUGAUAGCGGCCGAUAACCGUUGGCGAGCAAAAGUCACGCCAGUGUGACAGCGGCCCGCAAAGUGUUAAUAUUAUGCUGAAAUCGAUUUUCGACAUUUAUUCAAGUUAAAAAAAAACAUAUCUUUUUUUCUCAUUUGUGAACUAACUAUAAGAAUCUUUAAGCGUCACAGCAUAAGUAGAAAAAUAAAAUGUGAUAGAAAUAUAUAUAUUUUUGUAUGAAAUAUCAAAACUUUUGUUGUCGAUUUAUUUGAGAUUCCUAAAUAGAUAAA
This is a messenger RNA of Dinoponera quadriceps, 4750 nucleotides long. Its product is annotated as scavenger receptor class B member 1-like. The transcript has 11 exons. Gene Ontology annotation, molecular function: scavenger receptor activity. Gene Ontology annotation, cellular component: cytoplasm; membrane. Bases 416 to 2029 code for a protein of 537 amino acids. The record is from RefSeq and is a predicted model, not a curated record. NCBI's taxonomy places the organism in Eukaryota, Metazoa, Arthropoda, Insecta, Hymenoptera, Formicidae.